AUGGCCGAUCCUAUUUCACUGGUGGCUGCGGGGGUAGGAAUCGGUGAUGUUGCAUUUCGGCUCAUCACCUAUCUCAAAGGCAUCAAAGCAGCCGCUAAGACUAUAGACGAAGACAUUGAAGGACUGAUCAAUGAGAUUGAAGGUCUCCAAAAGGUUCAUGGUCACCUCGAGAAAGAAUAUCUCCAGAGUAUGACUAACGUCGACAUGGGAGACGACGAGAGGGGCCUUUGGACAAGCACAGGACAAACUCUCAAGAACGGUCAGAAGCUUACAAAGAAGCUUGAAGAAUCAGUGCAGUCUAUCUACGGUGAUCAUAAACUCGUCACUAGCAGGUUGGACGGCUGGGAAAAGGCGCGUAGAAAGAAAAGCAAAGACAGCAUGAUCUCUGGACUUCGAGACCAGAUCAACACAUAUCAGGGAGCCCUACAAAUGUUGCUCGGUUUCAUUUCCAUGCAAUCUACUCGUGAAAGCCACAAGGAUCAGAAUGCCCAGCUCGACAAAUUGGUAACUGAUUUCCAAGAGUUGAAGAGUCGAAUGGAACAACAAGCGCAGUACACACCGUUACCCUUAUAUGAAACCGUGACUACCACAACAGCCUAUCGCGACUUCAACGUGGAAUCUGUGUCAGUCGUGAACCAGCUCGGCAUUGCAAUCGACAAUAUUGCGCACAAUCCAGUGUCCGACGCCUCGGUGACAAACGAACAUUUUGAUAUUCCGAAACCCGUCGAUCCGUUUUAUACUGGUCGUGAAGACUACGCAGAACGAUUGCGUAGCUGGAUGCUACCGAAUCAUUCUCGGAAGCAACGCGGUACAUCGGCUGUCAAAGCAGAACAAAAGCGUUUCGUUGUGUAUGGGCUUGGAGGUGCAGGGAAGACACAGUUCUGCUCCAAGUUUGCUGAAGACAAUCGCCAAUACUUCUGGGGAGUCUUUUGGGUAGAUGGUAGCAGCCGGUCGCGGUUGAAACAAACCUUCUCUCAGAAUGUGUCAAAGAUUGGAAAAGUCGAUCUCAACGAAAAUGCUGCACUCCAUUGGUUAUCAAACCUAAGUCUUCCUUGGCUUCUUAUCAUCGACAAUGCUGAUGACCCUGAUCUCAAGCUUGCGGAUUAUUUUCCUCGAGGCAAUCGAGGUCACGUUCUUGUAACAACCCGUGACCCUGGGAAGAAGUCGUUUGGUACUGCUGGUGAUAGAUUUUUUGAAUUCCAAGGACUAAGUACCAGCGAUGCAAGUAAUCUACUGCUGAAAGCAGCCGGCCAAUCGGAACCAUGGGACACGGUCGUAUCCAACAUUGCUUUGAAGAUCGCGAAAGCCCUUGGUUAUCUUGCAUUGGCAAUCACGCAUGCGGGUAGAGCCAUUCGCGAAGAGUAUUGUAAGCUGAGCGAGUAUUUACACUACUACGAACGUCAAUGGGAAGCGACAAGACAAACCAGACUUCCAGUGAAAGACAAGGAUGCCGCCGACGAGUUGAGCGUCUUCUCAACUUUCGAGUUGAACCGAGAAGCUAUCGAGAACCGAGCGACAAGAGCAUCUCGAGACGCCCUUCAAUUGCUUGAUACCUUUGCAUUUCUUCACAACCAAGACAUUAGAUACGACUUUUUGCAACGAUCUAUUGAGAAUGCCAAGGUUGAACAUAUGAAGGAAACAUUCGCUAAACCGUUACAGGUCAUCCGAGAUGGACGUGAUAAGAAGGAGAUGAACGAAGAUCGACUACGUCUAGCUUUACGGCAGUUGACUCAAUUUUCACUCAUAAUAAAAGGCCACAACUCCGAAAGCUACUCUAUGCACCCCCUUGUGCACAAAUGGGCGCGUGAGCGACCUGGUAUGAGUAUCGCAGCGCAAGGAGUUUGGGCCGAGGCAGCCGCAAUGCUACUAUCACACUGCAUUCUGAUCCCACCGCUUGGCAAUACGGAGGAGGAGGAAGAAGUCCGGAAACAUAUCCUCCCCCAUGUCGAUCACGUACGCCAAUGUCAGCAAUCUAUAGAGCAACGCAUGAGGGACAAGCGCAUGGCACGGAUGAAGCCAUGGCCGGUAUUCGAUGGUGGCUUUGAUAGGGGCAAAGCUAUAACAUAUGCUAAGUUCAGUCUCGUUUACAUGCAGAAUGGACGAUGGGAUGAGGCCAAGCGACUACAAACUGCAGUAAAAGAUUUCACGAGCCAAAUCCUAGGCAUGAAGCACCCUGUCACUCGUCGCGCCACUAGACUACUGGCCAUGACCCUCUUCAACCUCGGCCAAAGCGAAGACUCAGCUAAGCUGGAAAAAGAAGUCCUGGACGCUUGUGUGCUUUUCUUGGGCGCCGAUCAUCAGGAGACACUGGUAGCCAAAUUCACUCUUGGAAAGGCGCUUUUCUUGCAAGGAAAAUUUAGCCAGGCCAAACUUCUCCAAGAAGAGGCGGUCGAGGGGCUCACUAAACUGAUAGGCCUGGACCACGAAGAUACCCUUGAUGCAAUUGACCGGCUUGGUCAGACUUUACUCAUGUUCUACACCAAAGAGCAUGUAGCUCGUGCCCGUCAAUUGUUUGUCACCGCAUCAGAAGGCAUGGAGAAGUUGCAUGGAGAUGAGCAUACACGUACACUCGAAGCGCGGGAACACCUUUGCGGUUCUGCCAUUCGGACGGGGGACAAAAGUCAUUUGGACGAAGCGCAUGCGAUGAUGAUAAAGAUUCUGGAGGUCCGAAAGGAAAAACUUGGCAAAGAACAUGCCUAUACACUACUUGCGAUGGUGAAUCUCGCUCUCGUAAAAUGCGCGAUGGGUAUGCUUCAUGAAGCAGAAGCACUUCUCCAGUAUGGCUUACCUAUCGCUGCACGCAAUUUAGGUGAAGGCCACAUCGCCUAUCUCUGGGGCCGUUAUCACCUUGGCCGAGUUUGGGUGCUUCAGGAGAGAUGGGAGGAGGCAGUAACCUAUCUACUUGAUGUCACAGAGAGACAGCGCUACACAUUACAAGGAAGAGGCGAGUUUCAUCCCGAUAGAAUUGGCGGCCUGAUUGAACUAGCAACAGCAUACAACGCGCUGGGAAAAGUUGAAGAAUGCGAGAGGGUGACUGAGGAGGCUUUGGCUGCGUUAGCAAAGAUAUCUACAACUGAACAUCCCGAGGCAAAGAGGUUAACGGAAAACAGAAAUAUCUGGAGGCAGCGGAGAGCAAAAAGUAUGGAGUGUCUGCCGCGCGAAGAUUCAGCACAUCCCAUCGAGGAGCAUGUCGGAACAAUUUCUGGAUCGAUAUAG
Molecule: messenger RNA, 3216 nt
Organism: Bipolaris oryzae ATCC 44560
Lineage: Eukaryota; Fungi; Ascomycota; Dothideomycetes; Pleosporales; Pleosporaceae
Exons: 4
Coding region: 1-3216 (1071 amino acids)
Molecular function (GO): protein binding; ADP binding
Source: RefSeq, a predicted model, not a curated record